Molecule: messenger RNA, 2188 nt
Organism: Podospora bellae-mahoneyi
Lineage: Eukaryota; Fungi; Ascomycota; Sordariomycetes; Sordariales; Podosporaceae
Gene: HIS1
Product: ATP phosphoribosyltransferase (ATP-PRTase) (ATP-PRT)
Exons: 4
Coding region: 602-1834 (410 amino acids)
Biological process (GO): L-histidine biosynthetic process
Cellular component (GO): cytoplasm
Molecular function (GO): ATP phosphoribosyltransferase activity
Source: RefSeq, a predicted model, not a curated record
CGUUACUAGCCAACAGAGACUUGACCUGCGACCAGAUGACGUUGCGCCAACUCCUAGCCUUCUACUCAACCGUGAUAGUCCACAACGGCGGAAACUCAAUUUUAUACAGAUAUAAGAUGUUGACAUAUCGUUGCCUACCGGUACCAAACGCUUUCCCAAUAGCCGAUGCCGUGGUGGAUGCUCUUCGGUGGAUGUCGCCCCCCACGGGAGGGUCGGGUUCAGGGCUGGCACCGAGCUACCCCACCAUUCCUGACGAGGGGCACCAGUAACGGCGCUCCGAUUCAGGAACGUGGAUUUGGGUGGUGGGAGGAGAAAAAUCAGGCCGGUGACUCGACCAAGAGAUAUGGGGACUCAUUGCGGACCCAAACAUGCCGCACUAGAACAUAGAAGUACAGAACAGCCCAAUCAGUACAUCCCAGUCCAUCUCUCUAUUCCUAGUGAACGUCUUCUCCUGCAGUUUGCAGCUGUACACCCCGCGCAAUCCCACGUUGAAGUUACCCUGGACCCCCCCCCAGGCCGGCCGUUACCCUCUCUUCCUGUUUGGUAAACCACCCUGCCCUUCCCUCUUCAGCGCAUAUUAGGAGCCACGUCCCCAGUCAGUAUGGAUUUGGUAAACAGGUGGGUUUUUCCUUCCCCUCUAUCCCCUCUGCUUUGUGCUGUCCUGUCUGGUUGGGUUUGCGCCAGUUUCUUCCCCAUAUAUAUCAUGCCUCCACCAGAGCUAAUCAGUCUCAACAGCCUAGAAGGCCGUCUGCUCUUCGCAGUUCCUAAGAAGGGUCGUCUCCUCCAAGCAGCCCUCAACCUCCUCGAAGGCGCCGACAUCCAGUUCAAGCGCGAGAACCGCCUCGACAUCGCCCUCGUCAAGAACCUCCCCAUCGCCCUCGUCUUCCUCCCCGCGGCCGACAUCCCCACCUUCGUCGGCGAGGGCCGCGUCGACCUCGGCAUUACGGGCUAUGACCAGGUCCAGGAACACGACGCCGGUGUCCGCGCCAUCGCGCGCGCCCGCCGCAUGAGCAACGAGUGGUCCCCCAAGGACGAGAAGCCCCGGGGCUGCGACACCAUCCUCGACCUCGGGUUCGGCUCCUGCAAGCUCCAGAUACAGGUCCCGGCCAAGGGGGAGUACCAGACGGGCAAGGACCUGAUCGGGAAGAACAUCGGCACCAGCUUUGUCCACCUCGCGUCCGAGUACUUUGCCAGGUUGGAGCUCGAGCAGGAGGGCAUCAAGGUCGACAGUACGGCCAGCUACGCCGGGAGGAAACUCAGGACGAAGAUUAUUGAGUUGAGCGGGAGUGUCGAGGCGGCGUGCGCGUUGGGUGUGGCGGAUGGUAUUGUUGAUCUUGUCGGUAUGCUUUUUUCUCUCCCAUGUUUAUUCUUCCCCUUACUAACCCCCCUCAAAAGAAUCUGGCGAAACAAUGAAAGCCGCCGGUCUCAAAGCCAUCGAAACCGUGGUCGAAACCUCGGCCAUCCUCAUCAAGUCAAAGGCCCCCUCCAACCCAGCCAUGGUCGACCUCAUCGCCGCCCGCAUCAACGGCGUCAUCACGGCCCAAAAGUACGUCCUCUGCCAGUACAACGUCCCCCGCGCCCAGCUCGUCGACGCGACAAAGGUCACCCCCGGCAAGCGCGCCCCCACCGUCACUUCUCUCGAGGAGGACGGCUGGGUCGCCGUCAGCGCUAUGGUCGAGAAGAAGCGGAUCGCGCCUGUUAUGGACGACCUCACCAAGGUUGGCGCGACGGAUAUUCUUGUUUUGGACAUUCACAACACCCGUGGGAGCUGAGUGUGACGAUGGAGGCAGAAAAAGAACUGUCAGAAAAGGGGGUCGGGGUUUGGGAUACAUAAAAAAUUGAUACCUGUACAAGUUUUUCUGAUCUUGGUUGAGAUCUCUGCAAUGUUGGGUGUAAAAACUCUUUGGAUUUUGUGGAGGCUAUCUACCUGUACAUGUAUGGGUCUUCUGAUACCCCCGACUAGCGACCGUUUGGCAGUCUCGUAGAGAGUCCGUUACCCCUGAAUAAAGUCAUGAUUUGGAUAGAGAAAAAGGAAUGAUACGCAGUACGGAACGCAAUUGCAAACAGAUACAAUUUCAGUCUUGCGAAAUCCUCAGGUCCAGUUGCCGAAAGAGAGAAUGGGGAUAUAUCAAGGAAAACAACACGACCCCCUCACAAACGCCAUUGUUUCUUUCCCAUAAAAGACCAA